Messenger RNA from Pichia membranifaciens NRRL Y-2026, 1770 nucleotides. RefSeq lists its product as hypothetical. The coding region runs from base 1 to 1770 and encodes 589 amino acids. The transcript has 2 exons. Gene Ontology annotation, molecular function: ferric-chelate reductase activity. Gene Ontology annotation, cellular component: plasma membrane. Gene Ontology annotation, biological process: copper ion import; intracellular iron ion homeostasis; iron ion transport. Lineage: Eukaryota; Fungi; Ascomycota; Pichiomycetes; Pichiales; Pichiaceae. The record is from RefSeq and is a predicted model, not a curated record.
AUGGAUCCGCUGCAGAAACGAGACGUCUUCCAUGACGGAGUCUGGUGCAUCGCCGACAUGGGCACUACGGCCUACGUUGCCGCCAAAAAGCAGUCCCAGGCGGCUGUCGCCUGGGCGGACCAGGCGCUUUACGGUCACAACACGGUGUACUUCUGCGCCGUGGUUGUGGCCGUCUUUAUUGCCAAGCGACUCGUCUACUUCUUGGUCGACAACGCCGCACGGACAACAAAGACAACUGCCGGACGGCCUGCUGAAACCUGCUACUGCAAGCUUGCAGCACUGAACAGAUGGGUUUGCUACCGCCGGCUGCCUACGAUGCUGUGCAGCCUCUUCCAAUUGCCUUCCUCGCUCGGGAACUUCCUCCUCAUUGCUGGCGGAUCUCUCUACGUGCUCUGCUACACGUUCAUCCCGAAAUUCUGGUACAGGGAAUGCCGGGGGUUUGGUUCGCCGCCGCUUGCCGUGCGGGCAGGAAUGCAGGCGACCGCACUGGUUCCCUUCCUGUUCAUCCUCUCGGGCAAGACCAACCUCAUCUCCCAGCUCACAGACAUCUCUUACGAAAAGCUCAACGUCUAUCACCGGUGGGUCUCCGUCAUCUGUUGUCUCCUCGGAUGGACUCACACUAUCCCCUUCUACGUGCAGGCUGUCCGGGAGGGCGGUAGGGCCAGACUGGCUUGGUUCCAGUCCCACGAGGACCUCUUUAGAAACGGUAUCCCGCCACUGGUGUUCCUGACUAUCCUUACCGUCUUUUCCCACUCGUAUAUCCGUGCAGCGUGGUACGAGCUGUGGCUUCAGGUCCACUGGAUCUGCGCACUCGGCUUCUACAUCUCCCUCUUCUACCACUGCUACCCGGAGAUGAACUCCUGGAAGUACAUGAUCGCCACGGCCGUGUUCUGGGUAGCCCAGCUCGGCUGGCGGGCCGUCAACAAGGCCCUUCUCAGGCCCAACAGAGGCUUUCUCAGGCCUAACAAGUGUCGUAUGCGCCGAUUCACCUCCAACGGCCCGGACGAGCACUACUUUGAGGUUGUUAUUGAGAAUUCUAAUGACUUUUCGUGGGUUCCUGGCCAGCACGUGUUUCUGAGAAUCCCAGGACUCAGGUUCCUCGAAAGCCAUCCCUUCUCGAUCAUCUCCCACUUCGAACCCAGACAGGAUACGGACAUCAGGCUUGUCGUGAAAGCAUGUGGCUGGGGCGGCCUCACAGACCAUAUCUACCAGAAGCUGCCCGACAGCGGCUUCUCCGACUCCACCGUCUUCAUCGACGGGCCCUACGGCGGCUGUUCCCGCCGAGUCGACGCCUUCCACGGAGUAUUCCUGUUGGCAUCCGGAACAGGCGUCUCCGCCGUUCUCCCUUUCCUUGAGGAGUCGUGUCGCCAAUUGAAGAACCCGGAUGCCCUCACAAGUGCGGUCAACUUUAGCUGGAUUGUCCGCAGUUCCGAUAACAUCGAGUGGGUGCUUCCCGAACUGAAGAAGAUUCCAGACGACAAGGACGACCAUUUUACUGAGGCUUCCCCUGUCCCUGCAACUUCCCCUGCCCCUGUUGCUGCUACUCUACAGCUUGGGCUUAUAAACAUCACCAACAGCAAGCCCGAAGUUAACCAGCUUGUUACUAAUACCGGUGUCAGCCUUCUUGAAAAAAACAUUUUCAUUGUCUCUGGCUCCGACUCCAUGAAGGUGCAGGCCUCGAACGCCGUUGCGGCCCUACAGAGGCAUGUUCUGCGGCGCCAAAGCCCCAUCAGGGAGAUAUACCUUCACUCUGAGUCCUUUGGCUGGUGA